This is a messenger RNA of Parnassius apollo (apollo), 804 nucleotides long. The record is from the annotation of a GenBank genome assembly. NCBI's taxonomy places the organism in Eukaryota, Metazoa, Arthropoda, Insecta, Lepidoptera, Papilionidae.
AUGCCCAGAGUUGGAAGACCUGGUGUAUUUUCUACUGACAUCGAAAAAAAAAUAGCUUCGUAUAUUCAUAUCCUCGAAAAAUGUGGAUAUCCACUGACCAAAAAAGAAAUAAUUGCUAUGAUUUCGGAAUAUAUCCGUAGAAACGGUAUAGGGACUCCCUUCAGAAAUGACGUACCAGGGAAAGAGUGGUUCUUAGCUUUUCGCAAGCGACAUAAGCUCUCAUACAAAAAACCACAAUCUGUGAAAAUUGCACGGAAGAGGGCAUGCAACCCGUUUGUUAUAUAUGAGUAUUUUGAUUUGCUUGAAAAAGUUACUCGGGAGUUAGAACUUGGCAAUAAACCCGAACAAAUUUAUAACUUAGAUGAGACGAGUUUUUGCUCAGAUCCAUCUAAAAGCAAAAUUGUUGGAUUAACUGGAUUCCAAUCAACUAGGACGACAAGUGGCCCAGCUCGCGAAAAUACGACAGUUUUGCUCGCUGCUAAUGCAAUUGGAGGAAAAAUACCGCCUUUGGUUAUAUUCCAGGGCAAAUAUUUAUGGAACGAAUGGAUGUACCAAAACGAAAAUAUAAAAACUGCCUAUGCAGUUAGCCAAAAAGGAUGUAUGGAGACUACUAUUUUUGAAAAGUACUUGAAAGAUCUUUUCAUAUCCGCCGUCGGUGACAAAAGACCCGUGUUGCUGAUUUACGAUGGGCACUCCACACAUGUAGAUUUGAAUGUGAUCGAAUUGGCAGCAACUAACGGAAUCACAAUUAUAAAAUUACCCCCCCCCCCAUUCUUCGCAUAUACUGCAACCCCUAGAUUGUAG